AUGGGUAAAAUUUAAUUAGAGAAAGAGGAUAAAAACUUAAAGAAGGAUAAAAAGCUUAAUAAAAAGAAGACAGUUUAAUCUAAAGGAGAUAUGGAUGUUGAGAAACCAAUUGGUAUUAAGAAGAAAGUGAUCAAAUAAACUAGUGAGUAAAUCAAAUAAAAGCAGCUUAAAAAGAAAGUAAAUUAACUCAAUCAAAUCAAAACUUCAACUCAAACUGAUACCCAAAAGAAAGCUGAAAUAUUUAAGGAAUUCAAUAAAAAUCUUGAAUAACAGAUUCAGAUUCCAAAAACAUCCACAAAAGGAUAAAGGGAUAGAUUGUUGAAAAAACAAAAGAUUCUUAAAAAGAAGUUGUUGGAUAAAUACAUCAUUACCAAAUAGAAGUAAGAACCUUAGACUUUCAUCUUAGAUUCUUUGAAAAAUAACUUAUUAGAUAUUGAUAAAUAACACUAAGAAAAACAAAAGUAAUUAGAAUUAGAGAAAAAUAAAGGAACAUCUAGUCAUUUAAGAAAUAAAUUGUUGAAGGAAGAUCAACUCAGAAUGAAAUAAGUUUUCUAGAUUAAACCAUUUUAAGAUAAUCCCUUAGCUACUAUGAAAAUGCAUCUAGAAAACACAUAUUCAAAAAAAUGA
This is a messenger RNA of Paramecium tetraurelia, 627 nucleotides long. RefSeq lists its product as uncharacterized. NCBI's taxonomy places the organism in Eukaryota, Ciliophora, Oligohymenophorea, Peniculida, Parameciidae. The record is from RefSeq and is a predicted model, not a curated record. The transcript has 2 exons.